Molecule: messenger RNA, 647 nt
Organism: Camellia sinensis
Lineage: Eukaryota; Viridiplantae; Streptophyta; Magnoliopsida; Ericales; Theaceae
Source: RefSeq, a predicted model, not a curated record
GGAGCCUGCAGCUUAAUUUGACUUAACACAGGGAAACUUACCAGGUCCAGACAUAGUAAGGAUUGACAGACUGAGAGCUCUUUCUUGAUUCUAUGGGUGGUGGUGCAUGGCCGUUCUUAGUUGGUGGCCACACAGGACUUGUGGGCGAAGGCCGUAAGCAUUUUUCACAGAUGUCAAAAGUAUACAACCUUGAACCUCAAACAGAGCAGUAUGGUUGCAUGGUUGAUCUAUUGGGUCGUGCAGGGUUGAUAAAUGAGGCAGAAGAGUUUAUCAAAAACAUGCCCAUUGAACCGGAUGCUUUUGUUCAGGGACCAUUACUGGGAGCUUGCAAGAUCCAUGGAAAAGUUGAGCUUGCAGAGAUUGUUAUGGAUAAACUUGUUAGGAUAGAGCCUGAAAGAGACGGUGCCUACAUACUCAUGCCAAACAUAUAUUCCUCUGCAAAUAAAUGGAGAGAUGCAAUAAAGUUGAGAAAGGCAUUGAAAGAAAGAAACGCAAAAAAGACUCCCGGCUGUAGUUCUAUUGAACUGGAUGGUGUGGUUCAUGAGUUCCCAAGGGGUGACAAGUCACACCAAAAAACUAAAGCGAUUUACAUAUUACUCGAUGAAAUUACAAGUCUUUUAAAGAAUAGUGGGCAAUGGGUACUGUGA